Molecule: messenger RNA, 720 nt
Organism: Jaminaea rosea
Lineage: Eukaryota; Fungi; Basidiomycota; Exobasidiomycetes; Microstromatales
Exons: 2
Coding region: 1-720 (239 amino acids)
Molecular function (GO): oxidoreductase activity
Source: RefSeq, a predicted model, not a curated record
AUGGCAUCCCACGCAGCAUCUAGCUCCUCCGCGCCCCUGCCAUCUGGCACUAACAGCAACAACAACAGCGCAGCAUCACACGGCCUCUCCCUCCCCUCCAACCUCCCAGUCCCAGAAAACGACGGAGGGACGAUCCACCUUGUUGGCCACCCUUUACCAGCUUGUGCACCUCUUCGCGUCAUCCAUCCCUCUAGUUCCUCCCCAUCAGAAUGCGAGGAGGACGGAGAAGGAGAGGUCGACCUCUUCAUGCGCAGCAUCACCCACCCAGAGCGGGAUAUCCUUCUCUUCGUCUACCCGCACACGGGAAAGCCCAAUGCACCACCUGGGAAUGGAUGGGAUGAGAUCGCGGGGGCAAGAGGAUGCACGCCGGAGCUAGUCGGCGUGAGGGAAGGGUUGACCGCGUUGCGACGGGAGAGGAAGGGAGGCAACGACGUGAUGAUUUAUGGGAUGAGCGGAGAUGAUCAGGAGUGGCAGCGGGAGGUUAGCGGGAGAUUAGGACUCAAUUUCCCCCUCCUCUCCAGCCACCCAGCCUCAUCCCACCAAUUCAGCAAAGCGCUGGACCUCCCGACCUUCGAGCAUCAAGGCAACACCUAUCUCAAGCGAUGCACUCUGCUCAUCCGUGAGGGACAGGUGGUGAGGUGUGACUAUCCCGUCUUUCCUCCUGACGCGGCGUGGAGGCGGGUGGUAGAGCAACGCUGGCUCGAUGAGGAAGGGCAGUAG